Molecule: messenger RNA, 1104 nt
Organism: Tyto alba (common barn owl)
Lineage: Eukaryota; Metazoa; Chordata; Aves; Strigiformes; Tytonidae
Product: protein ELYS-like
Exons: 7
Source: RefSeq, a predicted model, not a curated record
CUGCAUGGUUGGCAUUUGUCCCCAAAGCUGUUAGUGCCAGCAUUUCCUCCUUUGUGUUUUAGCCGCUAAAUGUGACCGGUUGUCAUGUUUUGGGCAGUGGGUUUUUCUUUUCAGCAAGAGCAUGCUAUUAAGAAGGCUUUGGUCUAGCUCUGAUGAGGUGAUGACAAGGACUAUAAAGCAGCUUUGUAAUCACAUGUCAUAAUUUGUACCUUUUUCAGUGAAGGUGACGCUGUGAGUUUACAUCUGUUGCAGUUACUAUUUCAUGAGAGAAAACGCCUGGCAUCAGGACAGGUCAUGUACGAGGGUUUGGAAUACUGUGACGAAAGGUUCAGUUUAGAUCUCACGUGUGGAGUCUUUCCCUGGAGAGGGCCGACCGGCAAUACCAAAUUUCUGAGCUGCCAGACUGUAGAAAAAUUUCCCAAGCCGGUUGACGGAGAGGAUAGCGUUAAUGAAGUAAUAUCUCCUGAGACCAGUGUAUCAGUCUUCAGCUGGCAAGUGAAUACGUAUGGUGAGGGAAAGCCAUCUACUUACUUGGGUGUAUUUGACAUUAACCGCUGGUAUCACGCUCAAAUGCCAGAUUCACUGAGGCCGGAAGAACUCCUUCACGACUGCCCCUAUUUUGCGCUGUGGUCACUGGAUACUGGACUAAGUAUGACUUCUCCAAGCCUCGUUUUGGAUAUUCGAGUACGUGAGCAGAGUCUCUGUCGCGGAGUGCCUCCUUCCUAUCCACCACCUGAUCAGUUUUUUAAUCCAAGCUCCUAUAAUUUUGAUGGUACGUGCUUGCUGAACUCCGGAGUUGUCCAUAUGACUUGCACCAGCUUCCAGAAGGAGAAUGAUCGCCAUCCUCGCUUCAGAGAGGGGGCAUGUGCCAGAAAGUCUGAAUUACGCCCAUAUCGGAAGAUCCUUCCUAGAGUUCAAAGGCAGCUGGCUGCAGAGAGAGCCAGGCCUUACCAUUUGCCUUCGUCGGCCUUAAGAGGAGUUGCGAGACCAAAGCCAGUAUCAAGAGCAAGAAAACCAGCCAAUUCAGGAUAUCUGGAUAUCAUAGCAACUUUCAUGAGUAAUGUGUUAUCCAGAAUUGGAGCAGCAUGGGCAGGAAAUGAGCAG